AUGCACGCGAUGCUCAACUCUAGUGUCCGCGUCUCGGCGAGGGCAGCAUCUCGCUCUCGCCUCACCAGCAGCGCUGCCCACGCUACUCGCACUCUGGCCACCGUCUCGGACUCAGCAACACCCGUUCAGCAUGGUACAUCUGGAUCCAGCAGCCACAAGGUCGUCGUCAUUGGCGGUGGAUCCGCAGGUAUGGCGGUGAGUCACCAGCUCAUUCGAUCCGGUGGAUUUACGCAGGAUGACAUUGCCAUCGUCGACCCUUCCGAGUGGCACCACUACCAGCCCGGUUGGACGCUCGUCGGUGGUGGUCUCAAGGACAAGCGCGACCUCCGACGACCUCUCGCCUCGCUUCUCGACCCUCAACUCAAGCACUACGCUUCCGCCGUCGACGAGUUUACUCCUGAACAGAACCAGAUCACCCUGGCCAAUGGCGACAAGAUUGCCUACGACCAGUUGGUGGUGGUGCCUGGCCUGAGCAUCAACUACGACGCCAUCAAGGGUUUGCCCGAAGCGCUCGCCGACUCUUCUUCGCUCGUCUCGACCAUCUACGGCUACAACACGUGCGACAAGGUGUUCGACACCAUCUCCAAGCUCAAGUCUGGCAAGGCCAUCUUCACGCAGCCUGCCGGUGUGAUCAAGUGUGCCGGUGCGCCGCAGAAGGCUAUGUGGCUCGCACUCGACCACUGGAAGAACCAAGGGCUGUACAACCCUGCCGACCCGUCCAACUCGCCUAUCUCGAUCGACUUUGCCACGGGUCUGCCCGUCAUGUUCGGCGUGCCCAAGUACAGCGAACGUCUCAACGAACUCCGACAGCAGCGCGGUGUUGGAGGACUAUUCGAACACGAUCUGGUCGCCAUCGAGGGCAACACGGCGGUGUUUGCGCGUCCCAACGGCGCCGAGCAGGUGCGCAAGCAAUUCGACCUGCUGCACGUCACUCCCAAGAUGGGUCCGCUCGCCGUGAUCAAGAAGAGCCCGCUGGCAGAUGGAGCUGGGUUUGUGGACGUCGACCAGGAGACGACUCGUCACAAGCGAUUCGACAACGUGUGGAGUAUCGGGGACGCUUCGUCGCUGCCCACUUCGAAGACAGCAGCGGCGAUCACUGCGGAAGCGCCUGUUCUGGUGCGCAACCUGGGCCAGGCGUUGCAGGGUAAGGAGCCUGACGCGGCGUAUGACGGAUACACGUCGUGCCCGUUGCUCACCGAAUACGGCAAAGUGAUGCUGGCCGAGUUCAAGUACGGUGGCAAGCCCAAGGAGACGUUUGGCAACCUGUUUGGCAUUGACCAGGGUGUUCCGAGGAAAGCGUUCUACCACCUGAAGAAGGACUUCUUCCCGUGGGUCUACUACAACUCGUACGUCAAGGGCACGUGGGGCGGCCCCAAGGGAUUCUCGUUGUCGGCGGCGCCCUUCAGCCCGGAGGCUGUAGCAGGUAAGCGAAGCUUCUCUUCGUCGUCGUCCAGUCCGCUCAAGAGUGGUGUACCGGGUUCAAGGCGAGGCUUUGCGACGUCAAGCGUGGGACUGCGCAACACGCCCGCACGCCGACCUCGCGACCCGCUCGACGCCUCUCCUGAUGCCACGCGCCACACCCUGCCCUCGGGUGAGACGUUUAUCGUCCGCCCUCCGCCCUCGUCGACCCCGGCACGCACAACCAUCUACCAGCGCCAGCCGCUGCUGCAUGCCCAGCCCGCUGAAGACGCCUCCUCCCUCCCGCCCGCACUCCGCCCGCGCUCGCGCUUCGCCGCAACACACCCCGACGUCGACACCGCCAUCACCCCGGACCAGAUCGCCUCCAUCCAGCGCCUCCGCGCCCAGGACCCGAUCACGUACACCAAGACCAAGCUGGCCAAGCAGUUCAACUGCAGCCCGCUGUUCGUAUCCAUUGUGGCACCGCUGCCCAAGGAAGUGAGGAAGGUCAAGAAGCAGCAGGACGAGUUGAAGAAGUCGUCCUGGGGGUUGAACAAGCGAGUGGCCAGGGCUGAGCGCGAGGAGCGCAGACUGCUGUGGUAG
Molecule: messenger RNA, 2001 nt
Organism: Sporisorium graminicola
Lineage: Eukaryota; Fungi; Basidiomycota; Ustilaginomycetes; Ustilaginales; Ustilaginaceae
Exons: 1
Coding region: 1-2001 (666 amino acids)
Cellular component (GO): mitochondrion
Molecular function (GO): sulfide:quinone oxidoreductase activity; FAD binding
Source: RefSeq, a predicted model, not a curated record